GGAGAAGAAAAAAUCACAUUCAAUCUCGCAAGUCUCUCCCAGCUCUCUCCAUAUCUCAGCGUCGCCCAGCCACAGCUUCCCCACUGCACCUCCGUCCCACGUUACGCCGUCGAUCCCCUUUUCCCCUUUACAAUUCAUCUCCUUCUCCGACAUCCUUCCCUCUAGCUGCGAAUGCCACACUUAACCACGAGUUCGGCGCCAGACAUCUUUUAUGUGGUAGUUUACUUAGAAAUCGUUGGUAAUAAAUUGUCACUGUUGAAUUGUGUAAGCUAUUCUUAUGUUUUUGCAUUCUUGUUUUAUAUAAUAUAUAUAUCGCACUUAACUUCGUCAUUAAAGCAAUGCUCACUUCAUAAUUAUCAAACGUGUGAUAUAAAAAGAUGAUGUUUGGAACAUCAGUUUGCAAAAGUGAUGUACAUUUCUUGUGUGGUUGAAAAGGUUAGUAAGGAAAUGUCUGACGGAGACGAGGAGUUACCGAGGGAUGCUAAAAUUGUGAAGACACUGUUGAAAUCGAUGGGGGUUGAAGAUUAUGAACCACGAGUUAUACACCAGUUUCUUGAGCUGUGGUAUCGUUAUGUUGUUGACGUACUGACGGAUGCACAAGUCUAUUCGGAGCAUGCCGGCAAGGCUGCCAUUGAUUGUGAUGAUGUGAAGCUUGCUAUUCAGUCGAAAGUUAAUUUCAGCUUCUCGCAACCUCCUCCAAGAGAGGUUCUUCUAGAGUUGGCUAGAAACAGGAAUAAGAUCCCAUUGCCAAGGUCGAUUGGCGGGCCUGGUAUUGCCCUUCCACCCGAUCAAGACACAUUGCUCAGUCCCAAUUAUCAACUGGCAAUCCCGAAGAAGCAAGCAGUCGAAACAAUGGAAGAAACAGAGGAAGAUGAAGGUGAUGACACAGUUGUUCCAUCCCAAGAACCCAGCUCAUCAGAAGUACCUCAACAACAUGCCCCACAAAGAGUAUCUUUUCCAUUGGCAAAACGUCCAAAAUUAACAUAGUUGUUUUUCCUUCUUUGUUCAACCUCUAAUGAAAAGGGGAUUUGAAACAGAUUCAUUUGAAGUUGGUGUAAGUGUUUUGUUGGAUAUUAUGAAAUUAUUGUAUAAUACAUCUAAAAGAAUUCAGUGGCUUAGUUUCCACUAAUGUGUCAAUUCCAAAGAUAUGGACAUUUCUUCCCAA
Cucumis melo (muskmelon) is the source of this 1165-nucleotide messenger RNA. Its product is annotated as transcription initiation factor TFIID subunit 9. The record is from RefSeq and is a predicted model, not a curated record. Gene Ontology annotation, cellular component: transcription factor TFIID complex; SAGA complex. The transcript has 3 exons. The coding region runs from base 409 to 987 and encodes 192 amino acids. Gene Ontology annotation, biological process: RNA polymerase II preinitiation complex assembly; DNA-templated transcription initiation. Gene Ontology annotation, molecular function: transcription coactivator activity; RNA polymerase II general transcription initiation factor activity; protein heterodimerization activity. Lineage: Eukaryota; Viridiplantae; Streptophyta; Magnoliopsida; Cucurbitales; Cucurbitaceae.